CCUUUUCGCUCCCGUAUUCGACGCCACUGUUAGAAUUCCGGCGCAGUCGCAUAACCUUCAAAACACUAAACAGUCUUGUUGUACAUAACCUCAAAUUUUAAAUGUGAUUCACACAAACCUGAAAAUGUUUCAAUUUAGUAAAAACGACAUGAUGCGUGUCAAGCACUACGAUCCGGAUCGGUUGGAAUUCUCCCUCUUCACAGAUGACGACAUAAAGAAGCUUUCCGUUACCAAAAUUGCCUCACCGCUCACCUUCGAUGCCCUAGGUUACCCCUUACCGGGAGGCCUUUACGACCGUCUGAUGGGACCCGUCAACUCGAACAGCGAGCAGUGCAAAACGUGCUGCAAGAACUUCAACUACUGCCCGGGUCACUUCGGUUACAUCGACCUGCCGUUACCCGUCGUAAAUCCGGUCUUCCACAAAGUGCUCGCUUCCAUUCUGAAGAUCGCCUGUCUCCAUUGCUUUCACGUACAGAUUUCACCGCAAGUCAAAUACUGCCUGUGGUUGCAGAUUAAGCUGCUCAACUACGGAUUUACGACAGAGGCGAUCGAGAUCGAGAUAAAGUUUCAGGAUGUUUUUUUGAACCCGAUUGGCAAGGAUGGUACCGCGCAUAUGGAGCAGAUUAAGGAGUACGAAAAGUUAAUUGAAAACAGUUCGGUGCAACUCCACGAUCGUGUCCUGAACAACAAGAACAUGGAGGGUUUACGAAACGACUUCAUAAAUUCGAAAAUGAAAAUGCCAAUCGGGAAAAAGUGCAUGCACUGUCACCAACCCAUAACGAAACUACAAGUGGCCCGAAACCGUAUCGUAAUCUCGACGUCGGUAGGCGGCGGUGUCAAGUCGAACCGGCCGAAGUACAUGGCGCCCGAGGAGUCAAGGAGUUACCUGCGAAAAAUCUGGGACCACGAGAAGGAUUUCGUGCGUGAGAUCGUCCCCGCCCUGUCUGGCUUGACCAUUCCGUAUCCGACCGAUACCUUUUAUUUUACCGUUAUUCCGGUAACGCCGCCGAAUACCAGGCCGGCGAACGUACUUCAAGGUCGCGUGGUCGAAAGCACGCAGUCGCAAAUCUACAAGGACAUCUUAAACACCUCGUUACUCCUCCGGAUAAUCAUACAGGUCGUGCAACACAAGGGUGAUGUCGACGUGCUCUCGGUCGAAGCGAAGGGAAUGUACACCACCGCGUACGGGUCGUCUCCCAUCGAGAAGCUGAACAACUCCUGGGAGAGUCUGCAGAUGAACGUCGACUCGCUAAUCGACCAUACGAGGGAGAAGGGCUCGGGCGAGGGCCUGAAGCAGAUCAUCGAGAAGAAGGAGGGUUUAAUUCGCAUGCACAUGAUGGGGAAGAGGGUCAACUUUUCGGCGCGUUCGGUCAUCACGCCCGAUCCCAACUUGAACAUCGACGAGAUCGGCGUGCCCGAAGCGUUCGCCAAGCACCUGACCUAUCCGGUACCGGUCACCCCGUGGAACGUCACGGAGAUGCGAAAGAUGAUCAGCAAUGGCCCGAACGUACAUCCUGGAGCUGUACAGGUGGAGUUCGAAGACGGAACGAUUAGAAAAAUCAAUCCGCGUGACGCGAGCCAGCAGGAGAGUAUUGUAAAGCGUCUUCUUACACCGGACGAUAAGGGGACGGGUUUUACCGGUGUGAAAAAGGUCCACCGACAUCUCUGCAAUGGCGACGUCUUGCUCUUGAAUCGUCAGCCGACUUUACACAAACCGAGUAUCAUGGCGCACACCGCCCGCAUUCUCAAAGGCGAGAAAACUCUAAGGCUGCACUACGCCAACUGCAAGGCGUACAACGCCGAUUUCGACGGUGACGAAAUGAACGCGCACUUCCCGCAGAACGAGCUCGCGCGCAGCGAAGGUUACAACAUCGCUCACGUCUGCAAUCAAUAUCUGGUACCGAAAGACGGGACGCCCCUCAGCGGCCUAAUCCAAGAUCACGUGAUAUCCGGCGUGAGACUUUCCCUGCGCGGCCGCUUCUUCGCCAAGCACGACUACCAGCAGCUCGUCUUCCAGGCCGUCUCGUUCAGAACCGACGACAUCGUCACGCUGCCGCCCGCGAUCCUUAAACCGACGCCGCUCUGGUCGGGGAAACAGGUCCUCUCGACCGUAAUUCUCAACGUGAUUCCGCGCGAUCGUCAGGCGAUUAACCUGAAGUCGGUCGCGAAGAUUAGCCCGAAGGCGUGGCAGAACGCGACGCCGCGAGCUUGGAGAGGAGGGGGAACGCCGUUCGUGAACGAUUCGGAUAUGUCCGAGGCGGAGGUGGUGAUACGCGGCGGUGAGCUAUUGGUGGGCGUGCUCGAUAAGACUCACUAUGGCGCCACCCCUUUCGGGCUGGUUCACUGCAUCUAUGAGCUUUACGGCGGAACGUACGCGACCAAGCUGCUCAGUUCGUUCGCGAAGCUGUUCACCUCCUUCCUGCAGCACGACGGUUUCACCUUGGGCGUUCACGACAUUCUCAUACUGCCCGACGCCGACAAAAAGCGUCGCAAGGUAAUCAAACGGCUGCGCAAGCUGGGCAACUCCGUGAUGACGGUCGCGCUGGAUCUGCCGAAGAACGCCGAAACGGACGACAUCCUCGAGACGGCGGCGCGGGCGAGCGCCGGUAACGUGAACAUAAAGGCGAUAGUCGAUCGCGAGUACAAGGCGGUUUUGGAUCCCUUCACCAACGACAUCAAUAAGGCCUGUUUGCCCGCAGGUUUAAUAUGCAAGUUUCCCUACAACAACCUGCAGCUAAUGGUCCAGUCGGGAGCGAAAGGGUCCACCGUCAAUACGAUGCAGAUCUCGUGCCUGCUCGGGCAGAUCGAGCUGGAGGGGAAACGUCCGCCCGUAAUGAUUUCGGGAAAGAGCCUACCCAGCUUUCCAAUCUUCGAGUUCAGCCCUCGCGCGGGCGGUUUCAUCGACGGCCGCUUUAUGACCGGCAUACAACCGCAGGAAUUUUUCUUUCACUGCAUGGCCGGUCGUGAGGGUCUAAUCGAUACAGCGGUCAAGACCAGUCGCAGUGGUUACUUGCAGCGUUGCCUUAUUAAGCAUCUCGAGGGUCUAACGGUCGGCUACGACUUGACCGUGCGCGAUAGUGAUCAGUCGGUAAUUCAGUUUCUGUAUGGGGAAGACGGAAUGGACGUGACCAAGACCCAAUUUUUGAAUAGCAAACAAAUCGAGUUUCUCAAGGAGAACUGUGGCGCCAUCAUUAAUAGAGGGGUGGUGAAACAGAUGGAAAAGGAAAUCGCGAAAGUGAACGAUCUGAUCGAGCAGCAAACGCUCUGGCGGACCAGCAACGGCGACGUCUUGCAGAAGCGACGCCGCUCUCCGUUCACGAUAUUCUCGACUACGGUGAAGGAUAAGAUUAACGUGAGCAACGAGAAUAAGUGCAGCCGUCGCACUGGACGGUCCAAAUUAAGCAAGAAUAUCGUAAAGUUGUGGGAAAACGCCGAUGAGGAAUUAAAAUUUGGAUUUAAAAAGUACUGUGAACGUUCGCCUGACCCCUUGAACAGUAUAGAACAGCCCGACGCCACCUUCGGGGCGUUAUCCGAACAAUUACAGUCGUUGAUCGCCAAACACUCGUACUACAACAAGAAAAAAGACAAGGAGUUCCAAAGGAUGGUCAGAUACAAGGCCAUGCAGUCUCUGUGCGCACCCGGCGAGCCCGUCGGACUUCUGGCGGCGCAAUCCAUCGGCGAGCCGUCCACCCAAAUGACCUUGAACACGUUUCAUUUUGCCGGUAGAGGCGAAAUGAACGUCACGCUGGGAAUACCGCGCCUGCGCGAAAUUUUAAUGAUGGCGUCGAAAAACCCGAAGACGCCGUCGAUGGAAGUUCCGUUUCUGAACGUUCCCAAUCAGGAGAAGCGCGCCGAGCACUUGAGGCGAAUACUGACGAGGGUUACGGUCGCGGACGUCUUGGAGAAGAUCGAGGUGGUCGUGCGGCAGGAAACCGAGCCGGUCAGGCAGAUGAAGUACCGGCUGCGAUUCAACUUCCUGCCGCACGAGCUCUACAGCAGCAAGUACAACAUCAAACCGAAAGGAGUUUUGAAACACAUGACGAAGAAGUAUUUCGCCCAAAUGUUCACGUUACUGAAACGGCAAACAAAGAUGGUCACUAAUGUGGUGGUGAUGGGGAAGGAUAAGGGGAGUAGAAACAAGGACGACGACGAUGAUGACGACGUGCCGGAGCCGACGCAACCCAAGGUUGAGGACAGUGAUGAUUCGGGCGAUGAGCCUGAAGACACGGAGGAUGCCAAGUUGGUCACUAAAUAUGAGCAAGCUAAUGACGAUCAAGAGAACGAAGAGGAGGUCAAGUCGGAUGAUGACGAGGAAGUAAGUGAGCCCGAUGAUGCCGUCGCCGAUCAUCAAGAAGUUGUAGACUCGUACGUGUACGCUCAAAAUUACGUGUUCGACAAAAAGAAGUACUUAUGGUGCGAAUUGACUUUUGCCCUACCUUUGACUCACAAAAAAUUAGACAUGACCAGCAUUCUGAGGGAUGUGGCUAACAAGUCGGUCAUCUUUGAAACGCCCAACAUCAAACGGGCGAUCACUUACAUCAAGGACAAUACGUUGAUACUACGCACGGAUGGCAUCAAUAUCACGGAAAUGUUCAAGUACAACGACCUGCUCGACUUGAACAAGCUGUACUCGAAUGACAUACACAAAUUCGGCGAAACGUACGGCAUCGAAGCCGCGACGAAAGUCGUGGUCAAAGAAGUUCAGGAGGUCUUUAAGGUUUACGGCAUCACGGUCGACCCCCGCCAUCUCCUCCUAAUCGCCGACUACAUGAUGUUCAACGGGACGUUCGAGCCGCUCAGUCGGCGAGGUAUGAGCAGCAGCGCGUCGCCCUUCCAGCAGAUGUCGUUCGAGGCGUCCCUAAACUUUCUCAAGUUGGCCACCGUGAACGCGAAACGGGAUAACCUGCAGAAUCCGUCGAGCUGCCUCGUGCUGGGUAAACCGUGUCACUCGGGCACCGGGGCGUUUAAGUUGCUGCAAAGAAUGCAGUUGGCGAAAUGUUAAAGUUGUUGUUUCCUAUUUUUUUAAUAUAAACUUAACACGUGUCUAA
Molecule: messenger RNA, 5048 nt
Organism: Photinus pyralis (common eastern firefly)
Lineage: Eukaryota; Metazoa; Arthropoda; Insecta; Coleoptera; Lampyridae
Gene: RpI1
Product: DNA-directed RNA polymerase I subunit RPA1
Exons: 19
Coding region: 125-5002 (1625 amino acids)
Biological process (GO): DNA-templated transcription
Cellular component (GO): RNA polymerase I complex
Molecular function (GO): DNA-directed RNA polymerase activity; DNA binding
Source: RefSeq, a predicted model, not a curated record